AUGCAUUUGACUAACCUGCAGAUUUUGGGCCACACAUUCCGCUCCAGUCUGAAUGAGUUGGGGCUGCUCAUCUUCUUCUUCUCCAUGUCAGUCGUCAUCUUCUCGAGUGGCGUCUACAUAGCCGAACAGGGCUACGAGCCGAAGGAUGCUUCUUUGAAUGAGUUCAGCAGCAUCCCCGCCGGGUUCUGGUGGGCAGUGAUUACCAUGUCCACUGUUGGCUAUGGAGACAUGAUCCCCCAGACGCCCCUGGGAAAACUAGUGGGUUCUGCGUGUGCCCUGGUGGGAAUCCUGACCCUGUCGCUCCCUGUCCCGAUCAUAGUUUCAAACUUCACCUACUACUACAAAGAAGGCGAUCACGCCGACAGUUCAGACUCCACUAAGAAAGGUGACGCUGACUUUGGAAAUAUCGCCGACACAAUUCAGAGAUACUCCAUGAUGAGUCCAGCAGCAGUGACUAGGAGCAAGAAGAGUUCAUCUGUGAGCAUGAAAUCAAUCUGAUUGUGAUACUGAAAUGACUUAUAUCUUCAAAAAUUUUAGAAUCAAAGCAAUCAGCGUAUUUAAGAAACAAAAGAAACUGUAAAAGUGAAAAUAGGGAAAAGUACCGCAUUUUAUCUCAGCAUGUCCUCCGCAAAUUUUCUAAAAAGCUGCUAAAACGCUUUUUCGGCCAGUUUUUUUUUUUCAAUAAUUUGCUUGUUGCGCAGAAAAUUUGGUUAAUAUAGGGUCUUUAUAGUA
Molecule: messenger RNA, 732 nt
Organism: Symsagittifera roscoffensis
Lineage: Eukaryota; Metazoa; Xenacoelomorpha; Acoela; Convolutidae
Product: potassium voltage-gated channel subfamily A member 10-like
Exons: 5
Coding region: 1-498 (165 amino acids)
Biological process (GO): potassium ion transmembrane transport
Cellular component (GO): membrane; voltage-gated potassium channel complex
Molecular function (GO): delayed rectifier potassium channel activity
Source: RefSeq, a predicted model, not a curated record